Molecule: messenger RNA, 1783 nt
Organism: Gracilinanus agilis (Agile Gracile Mouse Opossum)
Lineage: Eukaryota; Metazoa; Chordata; Mammalia; Didelphimorphia; Didelphidae
Gene: KRT7
Product: keratin 7
Exons: 9
Coding region: 38-1471 (477 amino acids)
Biological process (GO): keratinization; intermediate filament organization
Cellular component (GO): keratin filament
Molecular function (GO): structural constituent of skin epidermis
Source: RefSeq, a predicted model, not a curated record
AGCCCAGCUGCCAGCCGGAGCCCCCUCUCUGCCCAGCAUGUCUGUCCAGUUGAGCUCCCAGACCUUCAGCUCCCGCUCCGCAGCCUUCCCUCGCCGGGGGGCCCAGGUGCUGCUGAGCUCGGGGGCCUCCAGGGGUGGCUCGGCCGGCCACAUGGGGGGCUUCGGGAGCAGCAGCCUCUAUGGCUUGGGCUCUGGGAGGCCCCGGGUGUCUGUGGGAUUCCGCUCAGGGGGAGGCUUUGGAGCGAAAGGAGCCGGCAUCCACGAGGUGACCAUUAACCAGAGCCUGCUGGUCCCCCUCAAUGUGGAGAUCGACCCCCAGAUCCAGCAGGUGCGCAAGGAGGAGCGCGAGCAGAUCAAGACCCUCAACAACAAGUUCGCCUCUUUUAUCGACAAGGUACGCUUCCUGGAGCAGCAGAACAAGAUGCUCGAGACCAAGUGGAACCUUCUCCAAGAGCAAAAGUCGUCCAAAGGCAGCAGCCUUCCAUCCAUCUUUGAAGCCCAUAUCACCAACCUGAGGAGGCAGCUGGAUGGUCUGCAAGGAGAUAGGGGCCGCCUGGAGGGCGAGCUGAAAAACAUGCAGAAUGUGGUUGAAGACUUUAAGACCAAAUAUGAAGAUGAAAUCAAUAAGCGCACAGCUGCAGAGAAUGAAUUUGUGGUGCUGAAGAAGGAUGUGGACAGUGCCUAUAUGACCAAGGUAGAACUUGAAGCCAAAGUGGAUGCUCUGACUGAUGAGAUCAACUUCCUGAGAACAUUUUAUGAAAUGGAGCUGAAUGAGCUACAGAACCAGAUUUCAGACACUUCUGUGGUCAUCUCCAUGGACAAUAGCCGGAACCUGGACCUGGAUAGCAUCAUUGAUGAAGUCAAAGCUCAGUAUGAGGACAUUGCCAACCGCAGCCGGGCUGAAGCCGAAUCCUGGUACCAGACUAAGUUUGAGACUCUCCAGGCCCAGGCUGGGAAGCAUAGUGAUGACCUUCGAAGCACACGAAAUGAGAUCUCUGAGAUGAACAGGGCCAUCCAGCGGUUGCAGGCUGAGAUUGAAAAUGUCAAGAACCAGCGAGCAAAACUAGAGGCCUCCAUUGCAGAGGCAGAAGAACGUGGAGAGCUGGCUCUCAAGGAUGCCCGGGCCAAGCAGGAGGAGCUGGAGAUUGCCCUGCAAAGAAGCAAACAAGACAUGGCUCGGCAGUUGCGUGAAUACCAGGACCUGCUCAAUGUCAAGCUGGCCCUGGACAUCGAGAUCACCACUUAUAGGAAACUGCUGGAGGGCGAGGAGAGCAGGUUGACUGGAGAUGGAGUUGGAGCUGUCAACAUCUCUGUGUUGAAUUCAAUUGGAGGAAAUCUAGGCAGUGGAGUGAACUUCUCUGGAGCAAUGGGCACCAAUGCCCUUGGUUUCUCCAGUGGAGCUGGAUCUGGGAACUUGAAGACUUAUUCUAUCAGGACCACAUCUUCCAACCGAAGAAACAUCAGAAACUGAGCUUAGGAGCAACUGAGGCUUGAAGGAGGAGUAAUAUCAAGAAAAAAGAGAGAUAUUCCCCGUGUUUCCUAGUUCACCUUUUGAUCUGCCUCCUCUCUCUGGAGCUAUAGUGAGGAAAGAGAUAAGGAGAAGCUGGAUCAGUAGAUGGGUUCUUUCCCUUGUUCCAUACUCCCUUACCCUCACCCCAUUUCCCUUCACCACUAUAUAGCAGGCGAGAAAGUAGAGAUUCAUGUCUCGGGGCAUAUGGGGAGUAUCUGAAAACAAAACAAAAGAAAACAAAACCUCUAAUAAAGUUGUUCUGCUCAGGAGGGU